Messenger RNA from Vespa crabro (European hornet), 2329 nucleotides. RefSeq names its product MAR-binding filament-like protein 1. The transcript is spliced from 5 exons. Gene Ontology annotation, molecular function: protein binding. The record is from RefSeq and is a predicted model, not a curated record. The coding region runs from base 1001 to 2296 and encodes 431 amino acids. Lineage: Eukaryota; Metazoa; Arthropoda; Insecta; Hymenoptera; Vespidae.
UCUUACCUGAACUGUCCUCUAUACAGCUAAAAGGAUUCUCAGCUUCGAAUAUCGCGACCCCACGCUUACUUGUGCGGCAUAUGGAAGUGUACAGGGAAAAUCUUCAUUACGAUUGGCUUAUUUCAGAUAAGCCGCAAAAAGUGGUGCCACUCUCUACUACCGUUGAUUAGGAAUAGGCUGCUCGCAGGUUAGCCAACGUCUAAUGGAAUUUAAAGAAAAAUAUCCUCUUGCAUUAUCAUUAAAGUGACAUGCGGUAUUUAUAUUAAUCGUUCUUAUGAGUUUAUGCGAAUGUAGACGCUUGUAUUGUUCUAGCGUCAGAUAUUUAUGUUUGUAAUCGAUGAAAGUGAAACCUAAGAAUUAUGUGUCACUUAUGGAUAAAUAACAACGCAAUGUUAGUAAACGCGUUUUUAUAAUAUCAAUAUUUUAUGACUAUACGUAAUUUUAGUGUUUAGAUACGAUACAAGAUAUUGAUUUCAUUUACAAAAAUUAUAUUUUAUUUAUAUUAAACGUGAGAUUCUUGAAACAUUUUUUUAUACGAAACGUUUACAUUUGUAUCGUAUAAUUGGUUCCUUUACUAUAAAAUCUGACCAAUCAGCAUUUUUUGAUAUGAAACAUGAAUAAAUAGAAACAAUAACAUCCUGAAAAUAAUAGUUAAUUAUUGUUUAGUAUAUUGCAUCUGAUCGUUAAUUACUGAUUUGGUUAGUACAUUAUAACUGUAUUAUAUACUCACAUUCCAUUAUACGUAUUUUUUUCGAUUGCGUAUAUAGGGAGACCUUUGAUUGGUCUAUAUUUUAUUAUAUUUUCGAUAAUAAAAAAUAUAUCGAUGAUAUCGAUAUCAAAUUCGAUAUCUCGUUAGCGUCAUCAAAGUUUGACCAUUGGUAAUUACUGCCGGAACACAAACAAUAAUUAAACCUUUAAAUAACAGUAUCGUACUGCUUUAUUUACAAAUAUUUGUAUUGAUUAAUUUUUUGCUACUCCUGAUUCGUAUAUUAUUUAUAUCAUGGAUAGUAAAUAUUCUGAUGCUGUAUAUACAUGGUUUGAAAGAUGUGGUAUUAUAUCAAAUAUAAGAACACAUCUUCGAAAAAAUUUAGUAAAUGCUUUAAAGUACAAAGAUUUAUCUUUAAAGGAUUACUGUAGUAAACCGAAACCAGCGAAACAAUAUGUUUUUGACUUUCUUGUAGCAGAGUAUUUAUUUAAUGUUAAUUAUGCUUAUACUUUAUCAGUAUUUGCUAGCGAAGCUCCACUUUUAAUACAGUUCGAUAAUCAAAUACCUGAUAGUUACGAUGAUAAAAAACAACAUAGUAAACAAAAAUUACAAAAGGAUUAUAUAUAUCAUACAUUAGAGACUUUAGGAAUUAGACCAAGUGAUCCUGAAGGACAGUAUAUUAUGUCAGAAUAUAUAAAUAAUGAUGCACCAUUACUUUUAUGUAUAUUAAAAUGUAUAUCAUUUUGUUCAUUGGAUUUAAACAAAAUUCAAAGUUUUAAAAAAGCCACGUCAAUGAGUACGAAAGAAACGCAAACAGAUACUUUUUUCCAACCAAGUACGGAUAUAGAAAGAUUAAGGUCUAUAAAAAAGAAAAUAUUAAGGCAAAAACAAAUUUUUGAUGCUCAAUUAAAGGAAAAAGAACUUGGAUUAAAAAAUCGUGCUCUUAUUAUUGAAGAGCAACUUAUUUCUUUGAAUGGAAAACUAGAAAAAGCACAGGAACUAAUGUAUAUGGUUACUUUAAAAGAACAACAAUUAAAAGAAAAAAAACAGAAAGAAGAGCAAGAUUUGUUUCAAAAAGAAAUUGAAUUAUCUUUUAAACACAAUGCAUUAUUAUUAGAAAAUGAAAGAUUUAAAAAAAAACAAGAUAUGUAUAAAAAUUAUGAACGUGACUUGGAAAAAUUGCAAGAAGAACUUGCUAUAACAAAGAAAGGCUUUUCUUCUAAUUAUGAGUUAAGGGAUACAGGAAUACAAACAAGUUCUAGUAAUGAUUUGGGUGAUAAAAAUAAAGAUGUACAAUUUAAUGAAGAGAAGAAAGAAUUAGUUAAACUUUUACAUGGUCAGCAAUUAAAGAUAGAUGAAUUAACGCAGUAUGCGAUUCAUCUAUCCCGUAGAUUAGAAGAAAUUCAUCAGUCAAGGUCUAUAUUAAUCGAAGAUACUGUAAUACCAAAGAAAACUGUAUAUACUAAUACUAUUGUCAGUGAAAGCAGUUCCACUGAGGAUAUUUUGCAAGACGCUAAAUUACGUCUGAAACGUUUAGAAGAAGAAAGUAUAAAAGCUGAUAGGUUUUACUAUAAUUGUAUUGCUACUUAAUUAUAAUAUAUAUUAUACACAUUUUAGAUUGUA